AUGGCAUAUGCCGAAUUCUGGCGCCAGCGCCGCGUGGUCGACGAGCCCUACUGCCUCCCGUACCCGGUCAGCAGCAUCUGCGGCGUCAACGUUGGCAUCGUCGUCGGCUUUGUCCUCUUCCUCAUCGUGUUCAUCCUCCUGCCCAAGUUGCGCAUGUCGACGCAGCCACCGAUGGUCCACGAGGUCGCGACGCGCCUCGUCCCGAGCAUGCCCACCGAAGACAAGACGGUACAGCCCGAGAACGACGAAGGCGACAAGAAAGAUAAGUAA
Messenger RNA from Saprolegnia parasitica CBS 223.65, 270 nucleotides. RefSeq lists its product as hypothetical. The record is from RefSeq and is a predicted model, not a curated record. Bases 1 to 270 code for a protein of 89 amino acids. The transcript has 2 exons. NCBI's taxonomy places the organism in Eukaryota, Oomycota, Saprolegniomycetes, Saprolegniales, Saprolegniaceae.